AUGGAUAAAAAAAUUAGUAUCUUCACCCUUAAUGGCCAAAGUGUUUCCUAUGCUGUUUUACAGUACCCUGCUGGCUCUGUUAACCCUCCUCAUACUCAUCCUCGUGCCUCCGAGCUUUUGUUUCUAACCUAUGGCAUACUUGAAGUUGGGUUUGUGGACACUACUAACAAGCUGUUUACGUUAAGACUUGAAGCUGGUGACAUGUUUGUGUUUCCCAAGGGAUUAGUCCAUUAUCAGUUCAACUGUGCUGAUAACGAUUCUGCAAUGGCGAUUUCAGCCUUUGGUAGUGCAGCUGCAGGCACUGUCUCGGUUCCUUCUACGGUGUUUGGGACGAACAUAGAUGAUGACAUCUUAGCAAAGUCUUUCAAGACUGAUGUUUACACAAUUCAGAAGCUCAAAGAAGGAUUCCCACCCAAGGCCCGAGAUGGGGAUUCUAAUUUCUAA
Messenger RNA from Hibiscus syriacus, 444 nucleotides. Its product is annotated as germin-like protein 9-3. The record is from RefSeq and is a predicted model, not a curated record. The transcript has a single exon. Bases 1 to 444 code for a protein of 147 amino acids. Gene Ontology annotation, cellular component: cell wall. Gene Ontology annotation, molecular function: manganese ion binding. NCBI's taxonomy places the organism in Eukaryota, Viridiplantae, Streptophyta, Magnoliopsida, Malvales, Malvaceae.